CCUCAGUGCAGAAAGAUGACUUUCCUCCACGAUGACUGCUACUUCCCCAACAGUUACAGGGGCCUCCACAGCUACCGGGGCUAUGACUACAUCAGCCCCUACAACUACAGGGGCUUUGGUGGCCUCUACAACUUUGGGGACCACUAUGGCCAUGAUGGUCUGUAUGGUCACUGGGGCUUUUAUGGCUCUAGGGACCAUUAUGGCUUUGGAGGUCUGAACGGUGGCUAUAGGGGCCUGUAUGGGGACUGCUAUGGCUACCCAGGCUGGUACAGCAGCCGCUACGGUCACCACUUCGGUUCACGAUACGGUCAACGCUACGGCUACGGGGGCUGGUAAACCCAGCAGGAACGGUGCUGAUAUGUGAGGACCAACCCCAGUCUGGAAUUACGGCGAAUCUCAGCAGCAUCUUUCUAAUGCACAGAGCCCAGUGACAGCAGCUUCCCUCUGCGGAGGCAUUGAGGCUCUGCUCUGCUGCCCAAGUGCUGAAAAUGAAUGAUCUUUUCCU
Molecule: messenger RNA, 505 nt
Organism: Phasianus colchicus (ring-necked pheasant)
Lineage: Eukaryota; Metazoa; Chordata; Aves; Galliformes; Phasianidae
Source: RefSeq, a predicted model, not a curated record